This is a messenger RNA of Protopolystoma xenopodis, 339 nucleotides long. Lineage: Eukaryota; Metazoa; Platyhelminthes; Monogenea; Polystomatidea; Polystomatidae. The record is from the annotation of a GenBank genome assembly.
GUUGCAACCAAAAAAGAGGAAGACUCUCGCCCUCUUCUUGAGACUAUUUUAAAUGAUCUCCUUUCUGUUUCGACCUUUGCCCCGGUUGAAUGGCCCGUCGCUACAAGCCUACUCAGUGUAUUAGGUUGUGUGCUCACUCAACAACUCAAUGGUACUAGCAGCUCCUCCAGUAGCUCCAAAGGAAGCACACUUUCCACUGAUUCAUUAUCACAGCAAAAUUCCGCCAAGGCAACCGAGCAAAAUAUUCGUAUCGUCGCCAUGGAUAUAAUUACAAUGCUAUCACUUGGACUAAAGCAUCGCGAAUCCAUCUUAGACUCAAUUGCUGCUAAGCAAAGAAUU